CGGCGGCGCACGUUCGGUUUCCAGUCUCCAGAAGCCGCGGCCGCGGUGCCGCCUCCGCCCCGGGGCUCAGGCUUCCAGCCCGGCCCGCCCGGUUUGCGGGCCAUGGAGCUCCGAGCAGUGGAUCGAGAACAGCCGGAGCGCCCCAGCCUACCCGUCUGGUGCCUGGCUGCCACCCCUUCCCAGCCUGAGCCCUGGAGACAGCAGCCCCCAGGCUGCUGAGCAGCAGCAACAGCAUGAAGGCUCCGGGUCGGCUCCUGCUUGUCAUCCUGUGCUCCUCGGGCUUCUCAGCUGCCUACAUCCUGCUGUGCUGCUGGGCCUGCCUGUCCUUCUGCCUGGCCCCCUGCCUGGACCCCUACCCGUCCACCAACUCCAGGCCCACUGUGCCAGGGCCCCUGCACUUCAGCGGAUAUAGCAGCGUGCCAGAUGGGAAGCCGCUGGUCCGAGAACCAUGCCGUAGCUGUGCCGUGGUGUCCAGCUCCGGCCAGAUGCUGGGCUCGGGCCUGGGCGCGGAGAUCGACAGUGCCGAGUGCGUGCUGCGCAUGAACCAGGCACCCACCGUGGGCUUUGAGGCGGACGUGGGCCGGCGCAGCACCCUGCGCGUGGUCUCGCACACGAGUGUGCCUCUGCUGCUGCGCAACUACUCCCACUACUUCCAGCACGCCCGUGACACGCUCUACGUGGUGUGGGGCCAGGGCAGGCACAUGGACCGGGCGCUGGGCGGCCGUACCUACCGCACACUGCUACAGCUCACAAAGAUGUACCCGGGCCUGCAGGUCUACACCUUCACGGAGCGCAUGAUGGCCUACUGCGACCAGGUCUUCCAGGACGAGACGGGCAAGAACCGGAGACAGUCCGGCUCCUUCCUCAGCACCGGCUGGUUCACCAUGAUCCUCGCCCUGGAGCUGUGCGAGGAGAUCGUGGUCUACGGAAUGGUCAGCGACAGCUACUGCAGGGAGGAGAGCCACCCCUCGGUGCCUUACCACUACUUUGAGAAGGGCCGGCUGGACGAAUGUCAGAUGUACCUGGCCCACGAGCGGGCGCCCCGCAGCGCCCACCGCUUCAUCACUGAGAAGGCCGUGUUCUCCCGCUGGGCCAAGAAGAGGCCCAUUGUGUUUGCCCACCCAUCGUGGAGGACCCAGUAGCCCCAUCGCCUAGCCAGCCACAAGGCCCUCACCGGGCCUCUGUUCCACACUCCACCGGAAACAUUUAAUUUAUGGAUCCUGUCUCCUGCCACAUGCCUAGUGGACCUAAGGUCCCUUCUGGCCCUACCCUGGGGACACUUGGAGCCAUCUUAGGCCUCCCGACUUGAGGGGGAGAAGAGGAGGACUGUGGUGACCUUUGCAGCCCUUCCCUGCACCCCACUUUCUGAGUAAUCCAAAUCUUCGUUUUGGGGUUCACCCCCCCUCUGGGUCUGUCCAGUGGCCUUUGCCCCCGGGGCUGAUGGCCCCUCAACUCACCAGCAUUGUGAUCUUCGAUCUUUCAACAGCCCUGGUCCUUCUUCACUGUCCCCCCUCCACCUGCCUUUGGUGCCACAUUUCCCAGGCUGGAGCUUGGGGUUCGUUGGGCGAAGGGGCCUUUGAACUGUGACUGCCAGGGCCACCUCUGGAGUGUACGGGUAAACAUGUGUUUUCUGGAAGCCUG
Molecule: messenger RNA, 1641 nt
Organism: Acinonyx jubatus (cheetah)
Lineage: Eukaryota; Metazoa; Chordata; Mammalia; Carnivora; Felidae
Gene: ST6GALNAC4
Product: ST6 N-acetylgalactosaminide alpha-2,6-sialyltransferase 4
Exons: 6
Coding region: 234-1142 (302 amino acids)
Biological process (GO): oligosaccharide metabolic process; ganglioside biosynthetic process
Molecular function (GO): alpha-N-acetylgalactosaminide alpha-2,6-sialyltransferase activity
Source: RefSeq, a predicted model, not a curated record